This is a messenger RNA of Aspergillus novofumigatus IBT 16806, 331 nucleotides long. RefSeq lists its product as uncharacterized. Lineage: Eukaryota; Fungi; Ascomycota; Eurotiomycetes; Eurotiales; Aspergillaceae. The transcript has a single exon. The record is from RefSeq and is a predicted model, not a curated record. Bases 90 to 326 code for a protein of 78 amino acids.
CGGAUUUGAUGGAGGAUGAUGACAAGAGGGAUGAGAUGAUGAUGAUGAUGAUGAUGAUGAUGACGCGUAAUAAGAAUAAUGACUCUUAGAUGAUUGUGAAAGACGACAGUUUGCCUGGUGUUGUUGCUAUUGCUGUGCUGCUGCUGCCUGAGGUUGUUCUUAUCGGUUAUCGAUCUCCCAGGGGGAUCUGCUCUACCUACACCUGGGGACGACAGAUCCUGUUGUGCUGCAAGUUGUCCAGAUAUCCAAGUGGUUGGGAUACCUCAAGAAAGAAACUUGUUGGGUCCAGAUGUUCGGUUCCCACUUUCGACCCUCUGUGCUCUUGACUGAU